Centropristis striata (black sea bass) is the source of this 826-nucleotide messenger RNA. Its product is annotated as ladderlectin-like. The record is from RefSeq and is a predicted model, not a curated record. NCBI's taxonomy places the organism in Eukaryota, Metazoa, Chordata, Actinopteri, Perciformes, Serranidae. Bases 88 to 675 code for a protein of 195 amino acids. The transcript is spliced from 7 exons. Gene Ontology annotation, molecular function: signaling receptor activity.
UCAUUCAGCUGAUACCUGAACAUCAUCACCUCACAUCUAACUGAAAGGUAAGACACCUGCUGCACUGCUUUUCAUUCAGUGGAGCCCAUGGCUGUGCUCUCCCUCUGUGUGUUUAUUGGUGUUUUUUUCUUCUCCACACAGAACGAUCAGUUGAUCAUCACCAUGAAGACUGUCCUGGUCCUCUCCAUACUUUUCUGUGCUUCAUUUGCAGCUCCGGCUGAAGACAAAGGGAAGGCUCCAGAAGAAGUAUUUGCACCAGAAGAUUCUGUCCCUGCUCCCAGAAACGCUCGUUUUAACUUGUGUCCAAAUGGCUGGUACAGCCAUGAAUCUCGCUGCUUCCUGUACAGCCAGACCGCCAUGACAUGGCACAGAGCUGAGGAGUACUGCAACAGCCUGGGUGCCAACCUGGCCUCGGUUACCAACCCCAGAGAGUACAGCUUCCUCCAGCAGAUAACACAGAAUGCCCGUCAGAGCAGCGUAUGGCUGGGAGGCUUCCAGCUGCAGGGCCAGUGGAUGUGGAUUGACCGUGAGGGUUUCUAUUACACCAACUGGUAUUGCCAGUCCAGCUCCAGCAGCCACCCCUGUGUCUUCUUACGCAGCAGCAAUGGUUGGGGUAACACCGCAUGUGGCACUUCUUAUACCUUUUUCUGCUCCAAAAGCCCUUUCAGAUGUUAACAUACACACUAAACAUCUGGAUUCUAAUAUUCUUUCUGAGCGGACUCAUGAAUAUUGUUUGGUGUUCUAUUAAAGUAUAGUUUUCCAUUGUGUAUUCUUUUUAAAGGAUGAAAUGUUAAAUAACUUCUGUGUAAAAGUAUUUCUGUUUGUA